Angiostrongylus costaricensis is the source of this 1368-nucleotide messenger RNA. NCBI's taxonomy places the organism in Eukaryota, Metazoa, Nematoda, Chromadorea, Rhabditida, Metastrongylidae. The record is from the annotation of a GenBank genome assembly.
UUGUUUUUCGAUAAAACCACUGAUUUUCAGACAUCAAAAUCCUAUGCUGCAGAAUUAGUCGAAAAAUGUCUUGACCAGUGUUUAGAAUGGCUAGAGGAACCAAUAAGAAACGAGCAAAGACGCUUGGCCUCGGUGCUGCUGGCCAGAGAGCUUGCCAUGUUCACGUCUACAUCAUUUUUUUUACGCGCCAAUGUGUUCUUCAAAAAUAUCUUCACAGUACUUAGGGAUCCUAAGCCGCAAAUUCGAAUCGCCUCAAUCAACGCCCUUCAUGCUGCUUUGACAAUCACUUCACAAAGAGAAGCCAAGUUGAAGACGGAGUGGUACACGAAAUGCUACUCGGAAGCUUUGAAUACAAUGAAGAUCAGUGAGCUGUCAAAAGAUGACCGCACUCAUUCGAUGCUUCUGACAGUUUCUCUAAAGCUUAAGAUCUUCGGAAGGAAAGGUCUUAUUUGCAUGCGUCCUGAUUUGGAAGGAGUCCAAAAGAAUAGUACUGCACUUGUGACACUUGGUCUUUUGAUGCUGCAGAAUCCUGAACGGUACAGAGGCAAUGUUCCGCAAAUGAUGAUGGUCGUAAUGGACAUGCUCAACACAGCUAUUUCCAAAAAACGAUCUCCUGAACAAUCCGUGUUUAUUUUCUUGACACUUUUUGUAAAAGCGUAUAAGGAAUCGGUGAUGAAUGAAAUAAAGCAGCUUCUAUCUUUACUUUUUAAAACAGGUUUAUCCAAAGGUCUUACUUGUGUUAUGCAUGAAGUGGUGCGACAUAUUAAUCAACUGCAAAUGGAUGUCCAAGAUGGGCUCAUGAAGGAAUUGUAUAUGAUUUUAACCGGCUGCGUUUUACCUAGCAAAUUGGAUCCGCCGAAGAAGCCAGUUUUGCCGACUCAUACACUUCAGGUUUCCAAUAUUCCUCUCACGGUGCUGGCACUGGACACAUUAGGUGAAUUCGAAUUCCAACGACACUAUCUCGAGAUGUUUAUGCAAUACAUUUCUGACGUAUAUGAAAAGGUCCAUAGGGAGCAUCGCCAGUGGGUUCUGGCCCUAAUUCAUGGUGUUCUUCGGAGCUUAGUCAGUGCUGGAGUUGUUGAUCCUCAGCUGGAAGUACGCCUUUGUGUCCUCCAAUGUUUCUGUGAAGCUGAUCGUGCUUUUCUAUCCCACCUUGCACAACCUGAAAUGCUUCAAUUGCAGUUCAUGAGUCUACACGAUGAAAAGCUGGAAAUUCAAGAAGCAGCUGUUUGCCUUCUUGGUCGCUUGUCAGAGCUGAAUCCCGCUCUGGUUCUACCUAGAAUGAGACGGGUAUUGUUGGAAACUCUAAGCCAGCUGACGAACAGUGGACAAGCAAAGUCAGUUUUUAAUACUUUACCAUCUCUGUAA